Messenger RNA from Aureococcus anophagefferens, 1238 nucleotides. RefSeq lists its product as hypothetical. The record is from RefSeq and is a predicted model, not a curated record. The transcript has a single exon. Lineage: Eukaryota; Pelagophyceae; Pelagomonadales; Pelagomonadaceae. The annotation marks the transcript as partial.
AUGAUCGCGGACGCCGACGACGCCGCGGCGCAGGCGGAGAUGAAGGAGAUCCUGUCGCCGGCGUCGGCGAAGCGGGCGAUGUCCACGGAGGGCAUGGGCAGCCUCGAGACGCUGCUCGAGAAGAUCGAGGAGAAGCGGCGCAGCUCGCUGACGCCCGCGGAGGCGAAGGACGAGGACGCCGCCGCGUCGGAGGCGAAACGGCGCCUGCGCAAGUCGAGCGACCGCACGCGGUCGAGCAGCCACAUCGACCUGGGCAGCUCGCCGCCGGCGCGGCAGCCCGCGCGGCCGCGGCCGCUCCCGCUGGGCAUGGACGACCCGGGCGCGCUGGCGGCCAUGGGCCUGAAGCUGCGCGCGAAGAAGGUCGUCGAGAAGCUGAAGCGGAGCGCGGCGACCUACGGCGACGACUUCGGCGCGUACCCGCGGCCGCCGUGGGCGGACCGCGACGACCCCGUGCUUUCGCUCGACGGCAGCGACGGCAACGGCCACGGCGCGCACGAGGCCUACCGCAACGACCACGUCGAAUUCGUGGACCCCAUGUCGCCGGGCGCGUCGCGGCGGCAGAUCCGGCGCACGCCCGAGUCGGAGCGGCGCGCCGCGUUCCGGAAGGCCGCCGCGGCCGCGUCGCGGCCCCUCGAGGCCGCGAUCGACGACGACGACGUCGACGCGAAGAUGCUCCACCUCGACCGGCUGCUGGGCGCGGUCCUCUCCGUGGCCAAGGUCGAGAUGGGCGUCGACCGCUGCUGCUUCUACAAAUACUCGGGCAGCGACCUCGUCUACGCGUGGGACGCGGCGUCGCGGCGCGACGUCGUCGGCGACGCGGCCAUCGACGACGGCGACCGCGCGUCGGCCUGGUCCGAGUCCAUCGUGCGCGAGGCGGCGUCGGACUGGGAGACGAUCCGCGUCGACGACGUCUACGACUCCGACGAGUGCCCGCCGCCGCUCGCGGACGAUCUGGCCACGGGCUACCGCACGAAGACGAUCCUCGCCGUCCCCGUCGCCGUGGACCGCGUGGCGUCGACGGGUCUGGCCUGCGACGACGAGCCCUGGACGAAGCUGGGGGUGCUGCUCUUCACGAACAAGUUCUUCAACCACAGCAAGGAGGACGGCGAGGGCGAGGUGCUCCACGUCGCGGGCCGCGCGAGCGACCAGGGCGAGCGGCGCACGACGCGCAUCGUCGAGGUCGGCGCCUUCAACGACUUCGACUGCGCGCGGGCCCGGGGCCUCGUCGACGCCGUAUC